Messenger RNA from Camellia sinensis, 1599 nucleotides. Its product is annotated as cytochrome P450 85A1. Lineage: Eukaryota; Viridiplantae; Streptophyta; Magnoliopsida; Ericales; Theaceae. Gene Ontology annotation, molecular function: oxidoreductase activity, acting on paired donors, with incorporation or reduction of molecular oxygen; heme binding; iron ion binding. Gene Ontology annotation, biological process: multicellular organism development; brassinosteroid homeostasis; sterol metabolic process. The record is from RefSeq and is a predicted model, not a curated record.
GCUUCAGAUAGAGCAAGCCCAAUACCAUUUACAGCUCUCUGGGAAUUGGGUUAGACUUGGAGAGCAUCUUGAGAGAGCAACAAUGGCUGUGUUCAUGGUGGUUCUUCUUGGGGUGGUAUUGGGAGUCUCUGUUUGCACAGCUUUGUUGAGAUGGAAUGAGAUCAGGUACAUGAAGAAAGGCUUGCCUCCUGGUACAAUGGGUUGGCCAGUUUUUGGAGAGACUACUGAGUUUCUUAAACAAGGUCCAAACUUCAUGAAAAACCAAAGGGAAAGGUAUGGGAGUUUUUUCAAAUCACACAUACUGGGAUGCCCCACCAUAGUAUCAAUGGACCCAGAAACAAACAGAUACAUACUCAUGAAUGAGUCAAGAGGCCUUGUACCUGGCUACCCACAGUCCAUGCUUGACAUCUUAGGCAAAUCCAACAUUGCUGCUGUUCAUGGCUCCACCCACAGGCACAUCCGAGCUGCUUUGCUUUCUCUCCUGUGCCCCUCCAUCAUCAGAUCCCAACUCUUGCCCAAACUUGAUGACUUCAUGAGGUGCCACCUCAGCAAUUGGGACAACACACUCAUUGACAUUCAACAAAAAACCAAAGAGAUGGCAUUUUUGUCGUCGCUUAACCAAAUUGUAAGUAUUGAAUGGGAGUCCAUGUCUGGGGAAUUCAUGCCUGAAUUCUUUAAGCUGGUGUUGGGAACCCUUUCUCUGCCCAUCAACCUUCCCGGUACAAAUUACCACCGCGGUUUCCAAGCAAGAAAGAACAUUGUUAGCAUGCUGAGACGACUCGUAGAGGAAAGAAGAGCUUGCCAAGAAAUCAAACAUGACAUGCUUGGUCUCCUAAUGAAUGGGGGUGAAGAAAACAGAUAUAAUCUAACAGAUGACGAGAUAAUUGAUCAAAUGAUAGCAAUUUUGUAUUCUGGAUACGAGACUGUUUCGACUACUUCUAUGAUGGCUGUCAAGUAUCUCCACGAUCAUCCCAACGUUCUUCAAGAACUCAGGAAAGAGCAUUUGGCGAUAACAGAAAGGAAAAGGGCAGAGGAUCCAAUCAACUGGAAUGAUUUCAAGUCGAUGAACUUUACACGUUCUGUGAUCUUUGAGACAUCAAGAUUAGCUACAAUUGUUAAUGGGGUUUUAAGGAAGACUACGCAAGACAUGGAACUGAAUGGGUUUGUCAUUCCCAAAGGAUGGAGAAUAUAUGUUUAUACAAGAGAGAACAAUUAUGACCCGUGUUUAUAUCCCGACCCAUUGGCCUUCAAUCCAUGGAGAUGGAUGGACAAAAGCUCGGAGUCGCAGAACUACUUCUUCAUGUUUGGAGGAGGCACUAGGCAGUGUCCGGGAAAGGAACUGGGAAUAGCUGAAAUUUCUACAUUCCUACAUUACUUUGUUACUAGAUACAGAUGGGAAGAAGUAGGGGGAGAUAAGCUAAUGAAAUUUCCAAGAGUUGAAGCACCAAAUGGGCUGCACAUUAGGGUCUCAAGUUUGUAACUGACCUUUUUUUGUUAUGUAAAAAAGUAGAGAUACAGCAUACCACAAUGGAGGACUUGUAGGGAUGUACAAUAAUGUUCUAACAGAAUAGAGAUUGAUUCAUUUUCCAUUUUGGCCAA